Messenger RNA from Labrus mixtus (cuckoo wrasse), 1303 nucleotides. Its product is annotated as carbohydrate sulfotransferase 6-like. Gene Ontology annotation, biological process: carbohydrate metabolic process; N-acetylglucosamine metabolic process; sulfur compound metabolic process. Lineage: Eukaryota; Metazoa; Chordata; Actinopteri; Labriformes; Labridae. Bases 97 to 1296 code for a protein of 399 amino acids. The transcript has a single exon. Gene Ontology annotation, molecular function: N-acetylglucosamine 6-O-sulfotransferase activity. Gene Ontology annotation, cellular component: Golgi membrane. The record is from RefSeq and is a predicted model, not a curated record.
UUUUCUUCCCCCCUUCGCUCCUUUCAGGUCUUUCCGUCAGACCAGGAUAAAAAGGAGAAAUAUCCACAUAAAACUUCUGCAGCUCCAGUGCUCAGGAUGCGCUGCAGAGUAAAACUCAGCAUCAGGAGGAUUUUUCUGGUGACCCUGCAUGGGGCAGCAGUGGUGCUGCUUUGCAGCUGGUACACGGAGCUGAGUCCCUUCCGCCCCGAGCCCUCCAGUAGCAAAGUUCAUGUUCUGCUGCUGUCGUCAUGGAGAUCAGGCUCAUCCUUCCUGGGUCAGGUGUUCAGUCAGCACCCUUCUGUCUUCUACCUUAUGGAGCCUACUUGGCACGUGUGGAAGACUCUUCAGAAAGCAGGUAUGCAGGUGAUCCAGAUGGCCGUGAGGGAUUUGCUACAGAGCAUAUUCCAGUGUGAUUUUUCUGUGAUGGAGACCUACCUGCCCAAGCAUCCCAAAGUGUCCAAUUUGUUUUCGUGGCGUCAAAGUCGAGCCUUGUGCUCACAACCAGCCUGUCCUCUAAUGCCACACCACCAGAUCAGUAACGCGACUCGGUGCAAGAAGGAUUGUGAUGCUUGGGGCCUGCAGCUGGUGCAGGAAGCCUGCAGCACCUACAGUCACGUAGUGUUAAAAGUAGUGAGAAUUUUCGAGCUGGAAUCCCUCUACCCGCUUUUGCAGGACCCGAGCCUGGACCUCCGCAUCAUCCACCUGGUCAGGGACCCCCGGGCUGUUCUGCGGUCAAGAGAGGCAUUAAAGAAAAAUCUUAGGAGAGAUAAUACUAUUGUGUUAGAGCAAAGAAACAUACCAGCAACUGAUGUGCAGUAUCAGGUCAUGCAGGAGAUCUGCCGCAGCCAUGUGCACAUCCACAACGGGGCCGUCCUGAAUCCUCCUCCUUUUCUUGAAGGCCGCUACAAAAUGGUCCGCUAUGAGGAUGUUGCCCGCAACCCAAUUGAGGAGAUAAAUGCCAUCUAUGAGUUUGUAGGUCUCGAGCUGACCCCAGAGCUGGAGGGGUGGAUCUACCACAUGACCCACGGGAAAGUCAAGGGCAAAGGGGCCUUCAAAAUUACAUCACGCAAUGCUACUGAUGUUUCCCGGGCGUGGCGUAGCACGCUGUCGCACAACAAAGUCAAACAAGUCCAGGAAGUGUGUGAAGGGGCCAUGACACUACUCGGGUACAAAACAGUUAACAGUGAAGAAGAACAGAAGAGAUUGGACAUCGACCUUCUUGUUGACAAAACAAGGUGGAGGGUACGCACAUCCCAAGAAAAGCUUUCACAGGUGCUGGAUCAAAAGUCAAACUGAAGGCAAG